AUGUGUUUCUUCACUCAUGCCGUAGUUCUUGGAGUUGGAUACUGGAUUGGAAAACAAUAUAGCGAAGGAUUUACUGUUCGUCAACUUCCGAUAGAUUCAGCUAAUCCGAAUACUCAAGAAUUCGUCAUCCACGUGGAGAAGAAAGAUGCUGGAAACUGUGGAUUCUGGCAGAAAUCAAGAUGUUGUCAAGAGCAUCCGACGGUUUCGGCAGCCGUAGAUCAAGGAUUUGAAAAGAAAGAUAAUUAA
Caenorhabditis remanei is the source of this 246-nucleotide messenger RNA. RefSeq lists its product as uncharacterized. The record is from RefSeq and is a predicted model, not a curated record. The transcript is spliced from 2 exons. Lineage: Eukaryota; Metazoa; Nematoda; Chromadorea; Rhabditida; Rhabditidae. Bases 1 to 246 code for a protein of 81 amino acids.